AGCUCAACAGAAGAAACCACAAUCAGUCGGCCAGUAAGCGGUGUGCAUCCAUGUUGGCAACCCGCGGUGGAGAGCAGACACCCUGCGGCAAACACACUUGAUAGUCCGGGUGAACACGGCCACCUGCUUAGUGUCCUAAAUUCUUUUGGUUUUUCUAUGUUGUCGUCCCUUUUUUCGUUUUCCUGAGUCCUCUCCUCCCUCAGCACCAGGGAGUGAUGGGGGAAUGAUCAACACCGACUCUCCUCCGCCGCCGCCUCCUCUUCCUCCUCCUGCUCCUCAGUCGGUAGGUCUCCGUGUCCCCUGUCAGCCGUCGGAGCUGUGCCCAGGAUGCGGGUCCCGCUGCUCGACCAGGCUGCGGUGUUUGCGGCCCUGUUGGCGCUGAGCAGCUGCCUGACAGGAUCACAUCUGUGCCCUCGGAGUUUAGAUUGUGCCCGUGCAGGGCGGGACUUCUGCCAGCCCGGCAGCUCACACUGCGGCCCCUGCCUGCGCCCUCUGGUGGAGGACUCCCAUGGCCGCUGUGUAGUCAAGAGGAGGCAUGCUCCUCACUCUAUUAAAGGUAAGGUGAACACUUACCCUGAGCUGGAUGAGGAGAUCGACUUCCUCUCUGCCAUCAUCAGUGAACAGAGAACUGAGACCAGGCUGUCAGCUCCACCCUCCCAAGAUGCCUAUAAACCCAAAUCCAAGCAGCUGGGUGGACACGGCCCCGCCCACACAGCAUCUAGCACAGAGCAACCAAGGAGCCAGAGCGUCCCGAUCACCAGCGUGGCACCACCCUCCACCUCCACAAACCAUACUCCUGCUCUGCUUAGCGAUCCCAUCAUCUUCCCCUACCCCUCUAAUGACCGAGUUUUUAUCAUCAUGAGCAGCGUCUUCAUUGCGGCAGGUUCGCUGGCUUUGAUCGUAGCAGGGGCCUUUUGGGUCAGAUUGCAGAAAGGUGUGCGUCUGACAGAGAAGGUGGACUACCCUGCAUAUAGACUGAUGAAAGCUCAAGCCUUUGACAAUUUGCCUGGGGACAAGAAGCUGGCCCACAGUGCCCAGAUGUAUCACUACCAGCACCAGAAGCAGCAGAUGCUCUCCCUGGAGAAACACAGAGAUGAGCCAAAAGUUCCUGACUCAGGCGCAUCGACAGAUGAGGAGAAUGAGGACGGAGAUUUCACAGUGUAUGAGUGUCCUGGAUUGGCACCUACAGGGGAAAUGGAGGUGAAGAACCCGCUGUUUGACGACUCCACCCUUUAUCUUCAGAGGUUCCACAAGUGAGCCUGGACAUUCACACUCUGAAUACAGCAUUUGUGUGUACAAAUGGUUGAAUUUACACACACUCCACAUACGCUGCUGUGUUCAGUCCAACCCUUUGAAUGGACAGGAUGGAGGGUGUAAGGUACAUGGAGUUCAUGGACAUUUAAAGGACAUCAGUGCUGGUUUCUUGUGUGAAGCAGGACUGCAACUGGGACCAAUGCCCCCCAUGCUACAGCCACAUCCUUUCCUUUUUUUAUGUCAUCAUUCUUUUUUUCUGUUUUCAUACACAAAAAUACAAUCAGCCAAUAUGGAAGAACUCAUAAUUACUUCUGACAGGUAGCAGGCACGCACACCCAAUAUAAUAUCCUGUGGUAACAGAACAGAACACAGACAGUUGUCAGUUGUCAUUGAGCUAUGACUAAGUAUUUCUAUCAGUUUGAUAGAUCUCCAUUAAUAUCUAUGAUUACUAAUCAGUAAAUUAUCCCUAAUUCACUGAGUUCUCCCUGCAAGCUUUGGUUUUAUUUCAGCAUUUUUUUAAAAAUGUGAUUUUAAUAUUUCAUGAACACCCUGUGAUCUUUCUCAGUGUGUUAUGUAGCCAUUGUGUUCUCAGUCUAGUUCUUCUAUGCAUGAAUUGAUGACGCUGUGUUAUGAAACCUGAGAGUCAAUAUGCAUUUACAGUUCUUACAAGUUUCUUGUGCAAACUUGCUGAUACACAAUGAUUUCAAAGGAAUUUGAAACUUCUUUACCUAGAACUCUGAAACAGAGCAAGCCCAUCUUGUAUAUAUAUAUAUGUAUAUAUAUAUAUAUAUAUAUAUAUAUAUAUAUAUAUAUAUAUAUACAUAUAUAUGGUAUCUCACUAACAUGGCUUGUCCCCAUGGUUUUGUGAUCUGUAAAUAGCUGCUAACGUGUACAGGGAAGAGAUCUUACCUCUCAGUGUGUUAGUACACAUGUUCCUUUAGAUUGCUGAGUGCUGUGACAAAUCUUAAACUGUUGUUUGUUUCCUUAUUGUUGACUAUAUUUACAGGGUUCCUACACAUGUGGAAAGGACAGGAAGUCUCAGAAAAGAUGUGAUGUCCAAGUUAUGAACACAUAUUUGACCCAUUAUAUCUGUUAUUGUGCAGAACAGUUUUUAACUGAAAUGUAAUAGUUUUGUAGAUUAAGGGGAAAGCAGAGAGUAUCCAUGCUCUUUAACACUACGACACCUCCCAAGUGUUAAUUAGAAGUGAAUAGGCAAUGUUAAAGUCUUCACCCAGCAAACAUGACAAAGGGGCCUAAAGGUCUCUGUAAGUAUAAUUACAUCCAGCCCAGUCUCCAGAAUACAUGUUGGUAUUGUAUGUUUCUGCAAACCAUGGAUAAACUACAUUUGCACAAUAUUAUGUAGCGGAUAUGUUGAACUUUACUUUUCAACAACGCUGUGGUUAACAUGCUGUUAUAUUUAAGCCCAUGGUUGGGAAAAGAUCAUGUUAUGGCCUAAAAUACCCAGUUUCAGUGGCACUAUCCUGGCAAGAAGUGGAGCGAUGUCUCACUAAAAAACAGCUAAUUUUCAUGUUUUGUUGAAAAACAACCGCUUUUCGUAGCACUGUCGUGCCAGGAAACUUAGUGAUGUCUCGAAAGAAAACAACCGAUUUUUGUAGCACCAUCUCUGCAAGAAACACAGCAUUGUCUUGGUUUAAAAAAAACUGCUUAUGGUGGCAUUAUCCUGACAAGAAAUGAGCGAUGUCUCCGUAAAAAACAACUGAUUUUUCAUGGAACUAUCCUGUCAAGAAGUAAAAAUUUUUGUCCCACUAUCAUGGCAAGAAACGCAGCAGUGUCUUGGUGAAUAAUAACUAUUUUUUGUGGCACUAUCACCUUAGGAAACUCAUUACUAUUCUGGCAAAAAACGCAGCAGAGUUUCAGCUAAAAAAAAAAAAAAAAAGGCGUUUUGUGGCACAAUUCUGGCAGGGAACGUAGUAAUGUCUCUGUAAAAAAACAACACAUUUUUGUGACACUUUCUUAGCAAGAAAAGCAGCAAUGCCUCAGUAAAUGUUUCAUGGUUCUAGCCCCAGUAGAAACACAGCAAUAUCUUGUUAACAACUGGUUUUGCUGUUGAGGAACAGUGGUAUGCAGCUUAGCAGACAUCUUGCCUAGGUGUCAAGCCAUCCCCUCCACCCUCCUAAUGACAAAGUCAACUUAAAUACUACACUUUAAACACUUUUAUGUGAUAUGUAUGAAACAUACAAAAUGUAACUUUCUUUGUGAUUUGCCGAAACGUAUAGUGCUUACAUUUUCCUCUGGCUGCUGGGCUGUUACAUCCAAGUACAACCAAACAAGCAAAAUAAUUACGAUUUUAGCUUGUAAUAUGACAAGACACAUUGUCAUCAAACAGAUCAGUGUAAUAGAAAUCACAAAAAGUGACACGUAGACAAUGUUAAAAUAUUUUUUAAACUAUCUCAGAGAGGAGACACAGUGUAAUAUCAAAACAUUGUCAAGAUUAAAUAGAAAAUAAUGGAAAAGGGAGGAAAAUCCAUUAUUUGUUAAGCUUCGCAUAGAGAUUGGAAGCAGGGAGAAACAGCCUGGCCAUGUCCAAAUUUCAAAAAUAUCCCUGCUAACAUGUAUUGUGCAGAAAUAGGGAGUACACCGAUUGAACUUUUCCAAUACUGAUUUGGUGGCCUGUCAUGGCUGAAUGAACAUAACUAAUAGCAGAAAUGCCAAUUUUUUUAGUACUGGAUAUCCUUUGCUUUUACCUUCACUGAAGCUGCUAUCAUCACCUAAAUACUGUAUGGCGGACCGGAUGUGGACAACUGCCUCUCUGUAUUUUGUUGAUGGUCAACAUCAUGGAUUGACCUACUGCAAAUAUCACUGAUCGCAUUCCACACCCAGAAUGAUUCUUCAGCUCCAGUGACAGAUGUUUGGCAAGAAAACAGUGCAGGAACCCUGGAUUUAACUGUGGCCUCUCUCGCUGUCGUCUCUCAGGAAAGCUGCUCUCUCUUCAGCCUGCUCCCACUCUCUCAGCCUCUCAGCUCUCCCACAGUGGAGGAGCAUGUUAAACUCUGUUUGACCUGUACACACCUACAAUAUGUAAAAAAGAAAUAUCUACAGCAGAUACCAGGGAGUAUUAACACCGGAAAUCUUUAACUGUGUUGUAAAGACUGUUUUAUUCAAACCUACUGAGCUUGUGGAACAAAACAAAGGACAGUUCAUGGUUGGAGGUAUGUGUGUCUUGUAAAGGAAUUCUCGAACAAGUAACUACUUAGGCUAACUAUCUUUGAUACAGACUGUUUUCAGACUACAUAGAAUGAGUUCUACACACUUAAGGAGAACCUCUAUACCACCAUGUUUAGCAUGCAUGUGGAUAUACCAGAGCUGAAAUGAAAGAAAUAAAUAUUUAUAUA
Epinephelus fuscoguttatus (brown-marbled grouper) is the source of this 4607-nucleotide messenger RNA. It is a transcript of the gene npdc1b, whose product is annotated as neural proliferation, differentiation and control, 1b. The record is from RefSeq and is a predicted model, not a curated record. Bases 328 to 1257 code for a protein of 309 amino acids. Gene Ontology annotation, cellular component: membrane. The transcript is spliced from 9 exons. Lineage: Eukaryota; Metazoa; Chordata; Actinopteri; Perciformes; Serranidae.